Humulus lupulus (European hop) is the source of this 3487-nucleotide messenger RNA. RefSeq lists its product as uncharacterized. The transcript is spliced from 2 exons. Bases 375 to 3218 code for a protein of 947 amino acids. Lineage: Eukaryota; Viridiplantae; Streptophyta; Magnoliopsida; Rosales; Cannabaceae. The record is from RefSeq and is a predicted model, not a curated record.
AGUAAACACCCACGAACGAUGCGUAUAGGAGUUGGAAACCCUAUCCCUCUUUUUUGUCUUUCGGAUCUCUCACUUCUCCGGUGACCUAGGGGGGCACGCUCUGCUCUCAUCCUUUCCGUUUCCGUUGUCGUCCUCCGACGUAGGCCCCUGACUCCACCUACGCCCGCCUUUUGUUUCUCAGUCGAAGCUACGCGGUUGUGCUGUAAAGGGUUUUGGUGGAGAGUUUUAGCAUGCAUAUAGAGGCUUCCCAGUAUCUGAACUCGGGCAUGUUGUUGAAGAAGCAAUUUGGUGUUCUGAUGUAGUCUUUUUUGUUGUUGUCACAAUAUCCAAGAAAUUUAGCUCAAUAGAUUGGACUCAGAUUCUCCUCAUUAUUUAUGGACUGUAAUAAGGAAGAGGCCCUGAGGGCCAGGGAGAUUGCUGAAAAGAAGAUGCAAAGUAAGGAGUUUGUGGUAGCUCGCAAGAUUGCUUUGAAGGCCCAACUACUUUAUCCUGAUGUUGAGAAUAUUUCUCAGCUGCUUAUGGUCUGUGAUGUACAUUGCUCUGCUGCGCAAAAAAUAUCAGGGGAUGAGAUGGAUUGGUAUGGAAUCCUUCAACUCGAGGAGAACGCAGAUGAGGCUACAAUUAAGAAGCAAUAUAGGAAGUUUGCCCUCCAACUUCAUCCUGAUAAAAAUAAGUUUGCUGGUGCUGAAGCUGCUUUUAAGCUGAUUGGAGAAGCUCAGAGAAUACUUUUGGACAAAGAUAAACGUCUCUUGCAUAACAUGAGACGCAAGCCUUCAAUGAGCAGAAAGCCUGCGACUUUUUUUUCCGCUCAUAAGGCCAAUUGGACCUCAAAUGUGGUUCCAAACAACAGUAGAAGCAACCUUUCAGGUCUGAAUGCUCAGAAUCAGCGGCCACGACAACCAGCUAAUCCAGGGAACCCAGACCCCAGAGCAACGUUUUGGACUGUCUGCCCCUAUUGUGCAGUAAGGUACCAGUACUAUAAAGAAGUUGUUAAUAAAUCUCUUCGUUGUCAUAGUUGCCAGAAGCCCUUUGUGGCAUAUGACCUAAAUGCACCAGCAGCAGCUGAUUUUAGUAAACCUGUAUUCCCCCAACAAAAAGACAGUACUCACAAAGGGGAAGCACAAGUUCGUCCAAACUUUGGCACUGGGAAUUUGAAUGCAGAAUCAGUUAAAAAUGCAGGUAAGAAGGCAUCCCAUACUUCACGUGUUGGUAGAAGAAAGGUGAAUGGCAAAAGAGAAAGGAAGCGUACUCGAGAUAUGAGUGAGCUCUCUGAAUCUGAUGUAUCAGUCUCUGAAAGUAGCACUGACUCUGAAGAAGACAUGUCAAUUGAUGAGAAUGGCGAUCUUCAGAGUGAACCAAACACAGGUUUUUCCGGAGAGCAAAAUCCACGAAGAUCUUCACGCCAUAAACAACAGGUCUCUUACAAGGAAAACUUAAGUGAUGAUGAUGGUUAUGUGAAUCCAAAAAGGGCAAAGGGGAAAACAUCUGAUGGGGAGAAUGGAGAUCCAUCUAAAGAGAAGUCAGCUAAGGUUAAAAAUUUGUCUGAUGCUGCUUCUAAUGCGAAAGAAGAUGAGAAAGGGGUUAAACAGAAAGAAGGUGGUGAAGAGGGUGUACCUAAUGGAGAUAAGUCUAGGAAGAGCGCAGAGCUUAAAGAGCCAGUUCAAAUGGAUGGAUUGAAGAAAUCUGAAGGUUGUGCUGAUAUUGAUUCAAGCUUGGAGGAGACAUCAGAUCAGGAAUUCCAUAAAUAUCCUGAUCCAGAUUUUAAUGACUUUGAAAAGGAAAGGAAUGAAGAGUGUUUUGCAGUAGGGCAGGUAUGGGCUGCUUAUGAUACUUUUAAUGCCAUGCCCAGAUUCUAUGCUCAGAUCAGAAGGGUUUCUUCUACUGGGUUCAAUGUGCACAUAACCUGGUUAGAGCCGCAGCUAACUCAUGAGAAUGAAUUAAAAUGGCAAUCUGCGGACUUGCCAUUUUCUUGUGGUAAGUUCAAAUAUGGGGAUUCUGAGAAAACUGAAAAUCGUCUUAUGUUCUCUCAUCUAGUUUCUUGGGAAAAAGGUAGUAGUAGAGGUACUUUCGUGAUAUAUCCAAGAAAGGGGGAGAUCUGGGCUCUUUUUAAAAACUGGGAUAUUAAAUGGAGUAGUGAUCCAGAUGCACAUCGUCAGAGUGAAUAUGAAUAUGUUGAAAUUUUGUCUGAUUAUGCUGUAGAUGUUGGAAUACAUGUUGCUCUAUUGAGCAAAGUAAACGGAUUUGUGAGUAUUUUCUGUCGGAUGGAAAAGGUGGGGAAGAAGACAUUUCUUGUUCCACCAGGUGAGCUAUUGAGGUUUUCCCACAUGAUUCCAUCGUAUAAAAUGAAAGGUAAUGAAAGAGGAGUUCCAAUAGGAUCUUUCGAACUUGAUCCUGCUGCUUUGCCUCCAAUUAAAAUCACGACAGAGGACGACAGUGACAUGAAAAUGAGCCAUUCAGUGCCUCAGCAUGACAGUUCUACCAUUCCUUCAGCUCCAAGCCCAACAAAAGUGGAAAUUCCAGAUCCCGAGUUCUACAACUUUGAUGCUGAUAAGUCCAAAGAUAAGUUUCAGCUGGGUCAGAUCUGGGCGUUGUAUAGUGAUGAGGAUGGCUUGCCAAAAUACUAUGGUCAGAUUACGAAAAUUGAUUUUCACCCAUCUUUCAAGCUGCGUAUUUCAUGGCUUGCUUCUGUCUCCCUAUCAUCAAACAUUAUUAGAUGGUCUGAUGAGGACAUGCCUGUUUCUUGCGGUAGAUUUAAGGUUGAUAAGGGUGAAGAGGAUCAGGUUUAUGAUAGCGCAACUUCUUUUUCGCAUCUAGUAAAAGCAGAGCCUACAGGUAGAAGAAGCGAGUAUGACAUCCUUCCUAGGAAAGGUGAAAUUUGGGCAUUGUACAGGAACUGGAGUCCCAACCUCAACUGUAGUGACUUGGAAAACUGUGAAUAUGACAUAGUGGAAGUUCUUUCAGCUACCGUGUUACUAAUAAACGUUAUGGUUUUGGAACGUGUGGAUGGGUUUAAGUCGGUAUAUAAGGCUCGAGGGCAGGGAGGAUCAGCGUUAACAUGGAGUAUUCCCCAGGUUGAUUUUUUCAAGUUCUCUCACCAAGUUCCUGCAUUCCGUCUGACUGAAGAGAAAGGUGGCAAGCUUAGAGGCUUCUUUGAACUUGAUACUGCUGCCUUGCCAGUUCACUUUUUUUUGUUAAACCUAGAUCAAGAGGCUUCCUAGAAAAGGUGCAUUAUUUGAUAGAAUAGAUUUCUUCAGUAUGCUACUUCUUUAUUUGAUCCAUGGUUUAGCGGCGUUCCAGAGAAAGUAGGAUCUUUGCCCUGCUUUUUGUUGCAAUGAAAGGUUUAUGUACUGAUCCUUAAUAUGUCCACGAGAAGGCCCCAAGUUCCAUUUAUUUAAAAGUUUAACUCUGGUUUUUAUAUAUUUUCGUCAUGGAUACUUUUUUUUUUUUUGGUUAACUCGGAAAUGUAAGAAGUAGAUAUUAACAUAGC